AGGGGCAUGUUGGCGGCAGGACUGUAGGUCAUGACGUACAUCCGGCGGGAGCAGUGCUGAGCGCGCUGCGUGCGCAGCUGGACGCGGUGAGUCACUCACUCAGAGCCGGAGCGGUUGCGGGAAAAAUGGCGGAGGCCGACAGCUGGGAAGUGGAUAACUUUGAGCCCGAGGAGGUGAAGCCGAAGGCUGCCGUGGUAGUAGACCGAUGGGAAGGAGAGGAUGAAGAGGAGGAUGUGAAGGAUAACUGGGAUGAUGAGGAGCCAGAAGAUGCAAACAAACAGGAGCCACAGAAGUCUGAACAAAAAGUCACAGAAAAGAAAAAACUCUCAGAAAAGAUAAAAGAAAAGGAGAAACAACAGAAAAAACGGCAAGAGGAGUUAAAAAAGAGGUUAGAGGAAUCACAGGAGCCUCAGGAGUUAUCCCCGGAGGAACAGCUAGCAGAGAAACUGCGUUUGAAAAUGUUGCAGGAGGAAUCAGACCUAGAAUUGGCAAAGGAAGCUUUUGGUGUCGUCAGUGUUACUGGAAUUGAUGCAAUGAAACCGUCUACACGAGAGGACUUUACAGAGUUUGGAAAACAGCUGAAAGAGAAGAUCACACAGUAUGAGAAGUCUCUGUAUUACCCUGGCUUUCUAGAAGCACUUGUUCGUGAUAUCUGCAUAUCAUUGGAAGUUGAAGACCUAAAGAAAAUCAGCAAUUCGUUGACUGUGCUAUGUAGUGAGAAGCAAAAGCAAGAGAAGCAAAGCAAGGCCAAGAAGAAGAAGAAAGGUGUGGUCCCCGGUGGAGGAUUCAAGGCCACAAUGAAGAAUGAUUUAGAAGAUUACGGAGGUCUGGAUGAGGGAUAUGCACGAGAGUAUGAAGAUUUCAUGUGACACUUGUGUGAUGCUCAGGGCCAUCAAAUCAGCACUGCGGGCACCCUCUCCCCUCAGGCCAAAUGCUACAGUCAAAGAAUUCUUCCCCUGUCUGCCCUCCCCACCUGGCUCCAGGUUUGUGAAUCUGGAAACUACCAGGGUAUCAGACUCGUUUUACACCCUGCACUUGCUGUCUGCCCGAUAUCCCUAGGCCAGUAAUCUCUUCCACUCUGCUUGUGGCAUGCGUGUUUAAAAGCUGAUGUGCUGCAGGCAGAGUGGUAUUGGCCCCCCCAUUCCCCUACCUACAUCAAUUUGAAUUUUUAUUGUUUCAGCAGUGUUUGGUUUCUUGGUAAACCCUUCCAUAUUUUUCUUUUCUCUUUCACUUCCUGCCCACAAUUCUGCUGCCCCCGUUGCCACAAUAGGCUUCAUAUUGUGGUUGAAGUUCUAGCUUUUGCUGAUAUUCCUCCUGGAUGCAGCUCAGUGCUUUUCAUACAUUUUAAAACAAGACUUCAUAUAAACAGAACUUCUACUUUUACAAAUGUGAACCUGCAGGAGAAGGGCAGCGGGUACCACUGAAGCCUCUGCCCACACGGGGUCCUCUCUUGGUGCUUGAAGAGAAAUCAGAGCUGCCGGUUUGAAGCCUGUGUGUUAUGAGCAGCGUCUAAAGAUCUUGGAAGGCUGGGGGGAUUAUUUUGUUUUUGGGGGAGGGGGCAGUGGCUUAUUUAGUGAUGGAGUGUAUGUGUGGUUUCAAGGUUGGUUACUUGCUUUUGACACUUGCUCCUAGGUACAGGGUCUUACAUCUUCUCUUAAACUUCAAUUCUGCUAAAUUAUCGGAUGGCGCUUUGCAAGCAGGUCCUUCAAUGGGAGAAUUGUUAUAUUAACAAUGAGACUGCAAGUUUGUUUUAUAAGACAACUAAUUUAAUAAACUCAUCCUUGUGACGAGGGCCGUCAAGGGUUUCUUCUCA
Molecule: messenger RNA, 1813 nt
Organism: Spea bombifrons (plains spadefoot toad)
Lineage: Eukaryota; Metazoa; Chordata; Amphibia; Anura; Pelobatidae
Gene: EIF3J
Product: eukaryotic translation initiation factor 3 subunit J
Exons: 8
Coding region: 126-869 (247 amino acids)
Cellular component (GO): cytoplasm; eukaryotic translation initiation factor 3 complex
Molecular function (GO): translation initiation factor activity
Source: RefSeq, a predicted model, not a curated record